Messenger RNA from Impatiens glandulifera, 1075 nucleotides. RefSeq names its product syntaxin-112. The transcript is spliced from 2 exons. Gene Ontology annotation, cellular component: plasma membrane; SNARE complex; endomembrane system. Gene Ontology annotation, molecular function: SNAP receptor activity; SNARE binding. The record is from RefSeq and is a predicted model, not a curated record. Bases 69 to 959 code for a protein of 296 amino acids. NCBI's taxonomy places the organism in Eukaryota, Viridiplantae, Streptophyta, Magnoliopsida, Ericales, Balsaminaceae. Gene Ontology annotation, biological process: vesicle fusion; exocytosis; intracellular protein transport.
GAAGGGUGGGGGAAGAACAGAUCAAGAAAAAGAAAUCGCGAAUCGGCGAUUUGACAUCGAAAGAAAAGAUGAAUGAUUUAAUGACAAAGUCGUUUCUAAGUUAUGUGGAACUCAAGAAACAGGCCAAGAUUGACGUAGAAGAAGAAGGGGGACAACUCAGUCCCUCAGAAGAAGAAAACCUGUCUCUAUUCUUUGUAGAAAUCGAAGCAACAAAAUCCGAAAUGGAACAGAUUUCGAAUCUUCUCUCCGAUCUUCAAAGACUGGAUCAAGAGACCAAGUCCAUCCAUAGUGCCAAGAUUCUACGUGGGAUAAGAGACCAGAUAGACUCGGGCGUGGUUUCUAUUCUUCGGAAGGCGGGUCUAAUAAAGGCGAAACUGCAUUCAAUUGACCGGUCGAAUUUAGCCAAUCGGAAGAUAUCACUCGCGUUCGUGGAAGGAGGGGCGGUUGAUCGAACCAGGGUGCAUAUAACAAACGGUUUAAGGGUGAAGCUUAGGGAGAUGAUGAAUGAUUUUCAGACGGUUAGGGAGAGAAUUAUAUCUGAUCACAGAGAAGCUUUGAAAAAGACUUACUAUAACGCAAAUGGUGAGUUUCCAAACGAGGAAGUGCUUGAAAAGAUGAUGGUCUCAGGAAACGGCGAACAAGUUGAGAUUUGUAAAGACAAUUCGGAACUUUACUUGGAGAACAAAGAGCGCCAUGAAGCUGUAAUUGUCAUUAAAAGGAGUUUGGACAAGCUCCAUCAGAUAUUUCUCGACAUGGCAGUGCUCGUGGAGGAACAAGGAGAACAAAUGGACAAUAUCGAGAUAAAUGUGAAUAAUGCAGGAAGUUUCGUCAGUGGAGGGACUAACAGUCUGUUCUACGCCAAACAGAUGAAGAAGAAGGGCAGGAAAUGCUGUUUUGCUGUUUGGGCUGUGGUGUUGAUAAUAUUACUAGUAUGCUUUGUUGGAAUGUUGUCUUCUUGAUAAUAUUUUUUUUCUCAAGACUUUUAUAAUAUACUUUCUAUAUAGUACUGUACUGUACACAAUUAUAACGAUCUUCAUUUCAUUGAUAUGGUAUAAAUAAAAUGUAUUGUUCUUCA